AUGGCGGACCAUGCGGAUCAAGUGGAGCAGAAUCGAAUCAAAAGACUUAAAACAGCCCGCGCAUGUGACCAGUGUCGACGAGUUCGUUCAAGAUGCGAUAUUCAAAAUUCAAAUACAGCAUCCACAAGUCCAGACGAAAGCAUAUGUGAACGCUGUAGACGUUUGAAUCUAGAAUGCACAUUUAUCCUACCCAUCGGAGAGACCAGAGGGAAGAGGAUACCUCUGAAAGGUAACCUGGAUCACAACUCUCCAUCCCGGGAGUCCGCUACUACAGAAGGCUCCCCUUCAUCGGCAGAAGCUUACACCGACCCUAUCGAAAAAUUCAAAACCUUCAUAACAACGAAUUUACCAAUAAUAUCACCUCGAGAUCUAACCCACGACUCCUCGAUAUUGCUACACUGCUGUGCACGGCUCUUAGGAACGUUAUGCACAGAAACUGCAUCGGACGGUGCUGUGGAGAAGUUGAAGGCAUCAUUAGAGGCUUAUAUGCUGAGUAAAUCACCGCUCAAGACCCCCACAGUCCAAAAUGUACAGGCGCUGGUAUUAUUGGCAGUUGUGGUAGAAGAUAAGGGGUACGGGCUAAAGUUUAUGACCGCAGUCCGAAUGGCAUGCUCUUUAGGGUGGAAUAUCCAACAACCUGAAAUUUCUAGCAAUAAUAGCACCACCGACGACGCCGAAGACUCAGCAUAUAUCCAGUACCUGUGGUGGACCAUUGUUACACUUGAUAUAUGGCUCUACCUCUACUCAGGGAUUCCUCUCCUAAUCAAUUAUCGCGAUUUCAAUGUACCUGUGCCACUUCCUCCGCACGCUCCUAACUUCUUCGCAUCUCUCACUUCUUUGUCGGAAGUUUUACGUUUCAAAAUAAGACCUUCUUCGUUCUCGCAGAGGGUACCAGGGACCACGCCAUACAAUUCUUUACAAACUUGGCAGACCAUCUAUCUUUCCUCUGUCAUCGGGAUAGGAGGAUUAAUAGAAGCAGUAAUAGACGUAUUUCAUGGUGCUGUUGUGGCGCUAUUCGUGCUGUCCCCAGAAGGAGAUGCGGUUCCCAGGGAUGCAGAAGUAUGGCUGGCGAAGGCAGUGAAGGGAGGGUUUGAGGGAGUUUUUGGAAGGGUGAAGGGGUUGAAAUGGGCUAGGUGGAUAUGUGUAUUGGGAUUGUUAAGAUUAGAAAGAUGGGGAGGUGGUAAAACAUGGGAGGAUACAGUAGAAAGAAACGUUUUGGAUAAACUGAGGUUGUUAGAGGAAAGUGGUGUCGGUUGGGAAUUAGUAUGGAGGAUGGAGGAGAUUCUCGGAUAG
Messenger RNA from Morchella importuna, 1293 nucleotides. RefSeq lists its product as uncharacterized. Bases 1 to 1293 code for a protein of 430 amino acids. Gene Ontology annotation, molecular function: DNA binding; zinc ion binding; DNA-binding transcription factor activity, RNA polymerase II-specific. Gene Ontology annotation, cellular component: nucleus. The transcript has 6 exons. Lineage: Eukaryota; Fungi; Ascomycota; Pezizomycetes; Pezizales; Morchellaceae. The record is from RefSeq and is a predicted model, not a curated record. Gene Ontology annotation, biological process: DNA-templated transcription.